Messenger RNA from Apaloderma vittatum (bar-tailed trogon), 2168 nucleotides. It is a transcript of the gene TSGA10, whose product is annotated as testis specific, 10. The record is from RefSeq and is a predicted model, not a curated record. The annotation marks the transcript as partial. The transcript has 15 exons. NCBI's taxonomy places the organism in Eukaryota, Metazoa, Chordata, Aves, Trogoniformes, Trogonidae.
AUUAAAGAUCUGAAGAAGAUAAACCAUGAGCUAAGGCAACAUGUCAUACAACUGCUUGAUAAGAAGGUGGAAAGUCAAACGAAUAGACUCACCUAUAAGAAUGAUGAGCUGUGUAAACAACUUGCUGUAAUUAGCAAACUAUCUGAGCAGCUGGAAAAAGAAAUACUAUUAAAUACUACUGAUAAGGAGCUGGAGGAAGCAAAGGUUAUUUUACAAAAAGAAGCUGAGAUAAAGCCAGGAAAGUCACCUUCAAGGCUUGAUACCUUUAUUAAGACAUUAGAAGAGCACAGAGACUACUGUAAAAGUGAGACUGAGAAUUCACUGAAAGUAUUUAGAAACACAUUUUCAAGUCCUAAGCAAACCUCUACUUGUGGCAUGAAUUCUGAUCCAGAAGUUUUGAAAAUAUUGAGAGAACGUGAAGAACUUAAAUCAACACUGAAAAAAUAUGAGCGCCGUGUGGCAGAAAUUCAGGGUAACUUCAAAGUUUUAACAGCUGAGAGAGAUAAAAUUAUCAAUCUUUACGAGCAGGCACAGGAAGAGAUCUCCCGACUUCGUCAGGAAAUUAUCAAAUGCCCCAGGACUCCUAAAAGUACUGUGACAGCUCAAGCUAUGCUAAGACAUGUGGAGACAGAAAGGGAUACAGCCCUGUCGGAUUUCCGCAGGAUGGCUACAGAACGUGAUAGCCUCAGGGAGCAGUUAAAGAUUUCCCAAGACACUGCAUUUAAUGAAAAGGCUCAUUUGGAGCAGAGAAUUGAAGAGCUGGAAGCUACUAUUCGAAAUUUAGAUAGUGAACGGUUAGAACAGAUGUCCGAAGUGGCUCUAAUGAAAGACACCAUUGAUUCUCUGGAAACUGAGGUGAAAAGAUUGGCAAGAAGAGCACUGGACUCUGAAACUGAGCUGAGCCGACAGGAAGCUGAAUAUGUUUCACUUAGUUUAUUGAAUGAAAAGACAGAAAAGAGUCUUUCAGAGACUCAGCAAAGCCUUGCUAAGAAAAAAUAUGAAAUGCAACUUGCCCAAGAAACAAUAACGCUUUUGGAUGAAAAAAUUGAUAACUUUUCAAGACAAAGUCUUGCACAAGAAGAGGAGAUCUGUGCUUUGAAAGAAUCAGUUGCACAACUUGAUAAAGAGAAGGCGACUUUGCAAGACUGCGUGGAAGAGGGAAGAGACAGGAUUGCUUCUUUUGAGGAAAGCUUGGCAAUUAAAGAGAAAAUAAUCUUGGAUUUCAAGAUUCUGAUUUUUGAGUUGGAGCGUUCCACAAAAGAAUCUACUGAAGCACUCUGUAUCUGUGAGAAAGAUAUCUCCAGUUUGCAUCAACAGCUACAAGAAACCAAGAAAGAACUUGCACAGAGUAACAAGAACAGAGAGUCUUUAGCUCAGGAGAAUAACAGGUUACAGGAGCACCUUUCUAAUAUUAAGCAAGAAAGCCAGCUACUAUGUAAAAAACUAACGAAAUGCCAAAAUGAGCUUGAUGAGAUGAAGUUGAAAGCCCAGGAUUCAAACACAGAUAUUGUCAGACUCAAGGGUGUGCUGAAGUCUAAAGAGAGAGAGAACUGUGAACUUUUGGAGAAUUACCACAAAGCCCGUGAACAAGGAGAAAGUUGGAAAGCAAAAUGCCACCAAGCAGAAGCAGAUUGUAGCUCUGUUAAACAGGCACUGCUCAGUGUGGAGUCUGAGUACUGCAAGCUGAAAGAGAAGAUGGAAUCCCUUGAAACAGAGAUGGGGCAACUACAGAGUAAGUGUGAAUCAUCCCAUUCUGAAAUAGAGCUGCUGAGAAAACAACUGGGAAAUGAAAGAGCAUCUCUGAAAGACCUGGAAUCUUUGCUCAUAUCCAAUCAUGAGAAACAACUUCAGUCACAGAUAGCAACGCAAGAAAAAGAUUCUGAAAUUCGGUUUCUCAUGGAACAGCUUUCUUUAGCAGAAAAUAAACUUGCUGUGCAGAGUCGAGAUUUUUCACAGCUCAGAAACAGAGCAGCUCAGCUAGAGUUGGAACUGGAUAUCACCAAAAGACAGCUGGAGACCGAGCGCUUUGAAAGGGAACAUGCUGUACGGGAGCUCCGACGCCAGAAUCGUACAAUCUCCUAUCAGUUAAGCUCUACCUUCAGAACAUCAUCACCUGAACAUUCCCAUCAUCGAUCUCCUGAUUGGUCUCCGGACUGGUCCCUGGAAGG